UCUUGCUACUAUUUCCACGAUUCCCUUUCUUCUCUCUAUCUACAACUUCAUUCUCCCAAUCUUCACAAGUUGUCUUUGUCUUCUACGAGUCUCAUCUUUGUGUUUACAUUUUGAACCAUUUCAGUCAUAUCUCCAUUCUCAUUUACUCUGUUUUAUCCCUUUUAGUCCACUUUACCAAGCUCUCAUGGAUUUCGUUGGGCCAUUUGUUGGUGUUAUUGACACAUAUCUGAUUGCUCCCCUUGGUCGACAGAUAAACUACUUGAAAAGCUCCAAUAACAAUGUCAAUGACCUUCAAGAUGUAGUUCGAAAGCUGAAGGCAAGGAGGGAUGAUGAGGAAACAACUCUAAAAGCAGCAGAAAACACUGGACAAGAGAAGACUGCCGUAGCACACGAUUGGUUCGAGUCUGUAGAUGGAAUCGAUAAGGAUGCCCAAGUCAUAGAAACAAAGUACAAUCAAGGAAGGUGUGCAGGGGGUUGGUGUGUGAACUACUGGUCACGCUACAAAUUGAGCAAGAGUUCUCUAAGCCUCAAGCAAAAGGCUAUUGAUAGGCUCAGUGAACAAUUUGUUGUGGCAAAGCCUCCUUCUCUAAAAUCUGUGAUAGAGAUGCCAACCGAGCCAUUCCAGAACCAGACAUCAACUCAACGCAUGCUGCAGAAGAUGCUUGAUUGUAUAGGUGAUCCAGAAAUUGGUAUCUUUGGAGUAUAUGGUAUGGGGGGAGUGGGUAAAACCACACUGGCCAAAGAAGUAAACAAUCACUUCAAGAAUGAUUCUUGUUUUGAGUCUGUGAUAAUGGUCACAGUGUCUGCCACUCCCAAGAUACCUAGUAUCCAAAAUAGUAUCGGUAAGCGCAUCGGAUUACCAGAUAAUGGUAGGACUGGUGAUGCAUUGUUCGAAGCCUUAAGCAAGAAGAAAUUUCUCAUAAUUUUGGAUGAUGUGUGGAGAAAAAUAAAGCUCGAGGAUGUUGGAAUCCCUCACCCAGCUCAAAACAACAAAGGGAGCAAGAUUCUUGUGACUAGCCGAAAUCAAGAUACUUGCACUGAUAUGGGUGCUAGUCAAACAAUAAAAGUGCAGCCAUUGUCUGAAGCUGAGUCGUGGGAGCUCUUCGUCAAAGUAGCUGGUAAACAUGUUGUUGCCAAUGACAUAAAGCGCUUCGCUGAAAAAAUUGUUGAAAGGUGUCAGGGUCUUCCCCUGGCAAUUGUCACUGUCGGCCGGGCAAUGGCAAAUCGACAUGGAGUUGGGGUGUGGAAGAAUGCCUCAAGAGAAAUGAAGCAAUCAGCUAAAGAUCUCCGAGGUAUGAUAGAUGAAGUACUUGUUCCUUUGAAAUUCAGUUUCGAUAGAUUAGAGAAUGAUAUGCUUAGGAGUCUAUUUCUUUACUGUGCCUGUUUCCCUGAAGAUUAUGACAUAAGGGUAGAAGAUGAGAUGUUAAAUUAUUGCGUUGGAGAGGGAUUAAUAGAUAGAUUAGGGAGUUUGAAAGCUGCUAGAGAUAAAUGUGAGGAUCUGAUUGAGAGCUUGAAAAUUAGUUGCAUGUUGGAAGAUGGAGGGUCUGAAGGUAGUGUAAGGGUGCAUGAUAUGAUGCAAGAGCUCGCACUUUGGAUUACAUCUUCGGAGUCCGAUAGUAGCCCCAAGUUCUUGAUUAGGAAUGGUGAAUCAGUUAAAGAGGCACCAAAGGCUCAUGAGUGGGUAGAUGCAACAAAGAUUUCACUAAUAAAUACCCAAAUAGAGGAGUUGCCGGAGUUGGGAGAGAGUUGCCCAAAACUAAACACUUUGCUAUACAGAUACACAUUUCUACACGCGGAGGUGAUUCACAAUUUAAUUCCCCCAACAAAUUUCUUCCAACACAUGGAUCAUCUUAGCGUACUUGAUCUUUCUAACACAGAUUUGGAAUAUCUCCCAGAUUCCUUAUCAUGUUUGGUGAAUCUUCUUGUGCUAAGGCUACAGUGGUGUAGAAAGUUGAGAGCAUUGCCUAAACUGGGAAUGCUCCGACAACUCCAAUUUUUAGAUUUGAGUUGGUGUGGAAAGUUGGACCAGGAAAUCCUGGGAUCUGAAUGCGUGGAAGGUGUAAGCAGCAAUUUAAGAUACUUGAAUGUGGAAUAUUCUGAAGUUUCUAUUCCAGUGGGGGUAAUUUCUCGUUUGCACAAAUUGGAGGAAUUGGGAUUGUAUAAAGCAGAGAAAAUAAAAUGGAAAAUGAGUGCUGCAGUCUCCUCCUCCUCCUCCUCCUCCUCCUCCUCCAUUAAUAUGAUUCAUGAUGUGGGAGAGUUCUCCAGCUUGACCUCUUUAACAUCUCUUUCCAUUUUCUUUGAAGAUGUCAUUAUUUCUGAUUGGUUCAAACCUUUGGCCAAGACGAUGACGUAUUUAAGGCUGAGACGUUGCAGAGUCAUAAAACAAGAUGCUCUACAAGCUCUCAAUGAAUCCCCAAAUCUAAGGAACUUAAGAUUUCAGGAUUGCUUGGGUGUGACAUGGGUGCCCACUCGUGUUGCAGGUGAUGUUGAAAUAGAUAAUUGUGAGGAUUUGGAGGUGCUGUUGGAUGGAACAGAGGAGGAUGUCUACCAACAAGAUUCAUUUAAGGUAUUAUGGCUAACAAGAUUGCCAAAAUUGAAAAGGAUAUGUGUUAGUCUAGCACCAUUAAAUUGCUUUGCUCAACUACAAACGUUAGGAUUAUGGGGAUGCAAUAGCUUGAAGAUGGUCUUUUCGAAGGGAAUGCCACGCCUGUUCAACAACUUGGAGGUAAUUAGUAUUACGGAGUGUGAGAGAAUGGAAGUAAUAAUUGAAGGAGAAGAGGAAGAAGGAGAGCUGGUGUUGGAGGAAGGGCGGAGGAAGAGUAAUGUUAAUGGUGGAGGAGUCAUCAUCAUCUCCCCCUUCCCAAGAUUGAGAGACUUAAAUUUAACAGAUCUACCAUUACUGGCUGAGUUGUACUCCAAUCACAUCUUGGAUUGCCCCCUUAUUAAAGAAGUGAGGGUGAGAGACUGUCCCAGGUUAAAGCAGAAUCCUCUCCAACUUCGAAACGCGGAAGGGUUAAUUGUCCCAUCGUUGACAGGAGAGAUUGAAGUCAUGGAAGAGGAAAUUCAAGCUUCUCUGUAAGCGUCACAUGAGAUGAGAGAAUGAGAGAGAGAUAUCAUCGACCCUGAAUGAGUCCCACACAUCUUCUUGAUUCUCAGCUCUGUUCUUUGCUCACCUCACUCAACAUCUUUGAUCUCUGUGCAUACUUUAUUUUAUUGGUUUUUUUUUUGUUUUUUCUGUUUU
Molecule: messenger RNA, 3241 nt
Organism: Macadamia integrifolia
Lineage: Eukaryota; Viridiplantae; Streptophyta; Magnoliopsida; Proteales; Proteaceae
Product: disease resistance protein RPS2-like
Exons: 1
Coding region: 185-3079 (964 amino acids)
Molecular function (GO): ADP binding
Source: RefSeq, a predicted model, not a curated record